Didymella exigua CBS 183.55 is the source of this 309-nucleotide messenger RNA. RefSeq lists its product as uncharacterized. Bases 1 to 309 code for a protein of 102 amino acids. NCBI's taxonomy places the organism in Eukaryota, Fungi, Ascomycota, Dothideomycetes, Pleosporales, Didymellaceae. The transcript is spliced from 2 exons. The record is from RefSeq and is a predicted model, not a curated record.
AUGUUUCGUGCUACGUCUCGUCUGCUCGAGUGCCAAGUCACCUUCUUCACUCGAAGCACCUGUGGCCUGUGUGACACUGCAAAAGCUGUGGUGCAGAACGUAAACAAGACAAGACCCCUGCAGUAUCAGGAGAUCAAUGUCAUGGAACCGGGUCAGGAGAAAUGGAAAGAAGUAUAUGAGUUUGACACUCCGGUGGUCCACAUCGACAAAGCCAGUGCGUCUGAGACGACAACCUCCUCACUGAAGCUCAUGCAUCGCUUCAAGGAAGAAGAAGUAACAAAGUUGAUGGACGAGGCAGAACGAUCGUAG